AUGGUAAAUCGUGGUUUUGAUGGAGCUUCUCAAGGGAAUCCAGGACUUAGUGCAUAUGCAUUUUGCAUCAGCGAUGAUAGAGGGGAUCUUCUGUAUGCACAGGCCAAGAAACUAGGCAUAGCUACCAAUAUGGAAGCUGAGACAGCAACAAUACAGGAGGCUAUUAAUUAUUGUUACUCUAACAAUUUGCAGCAUAUUCAGGUUGAAGCUGAUUCACUGGCAUUGACUAACAUUAUUCAGGAUGUAUGGAAAAUACCUUGGCAGCUAGUGGAGAGGGUAGAGGUGAUGCAAAGACAAAUGAGGCACCCGAACAUAGACAUCAAUCAUCUUUUCGCAGAAGGCAAUCAAUUAGGCGUAUUUCUUGGCAAACAUUGCUCUUCAACAUGA
Lycium ferocissimum is the source of this 387-nucleotide messenger RNA. RefSeq lists its product as uncharacterized. The transcript has a single exon. Gene Ontology annotation, molecular function: RNA-DNA hybrid ribonuclease activity; nucleic acid binding. NCBI's taxonomy places the organism in Eukaryota, Viridiplantae, Streptophyta, Magnoliopsida, Solanales, Solanaceae. Bases 1 to 387 code for a protein of 128 amino acids. The record is from RefSeq and is a predicted model, not a curated record.